GCCCUAGAUGAGAAAUAAAAUGCAUAUAAGCAUAUAAACUCAAGCAUCUGGACUCUCAUACCUCUUUUUGUUCCGCAUCCACACCCAACCGUUCUUCUUUCUCCUGACUUCUUUCCAUGGAGCUCAUGUGAUAACUCGCCCUGUUCAAUCAGUAUGCGCCAUCACCGAGGAGAAACUCAACUUUCUUUUCAGGAGACCCCACCCUCGUCGACAACACCGUCCACCAUGGGCGUGAUCGAUACUUCAGUCGAACAUGGCUGGCUGGACAUCCACAAACAGCCUCAUGUGACGGCCAAGUCGAUCAACCGAACCAUGUCGCUCCACGUCACAUACAAGCAAGUCGCCAGAGCUCUUUCCACUUUGCGUGGCAUCGGUGCCGACAGUCAAGCUGGUGGUCACUGGGCGCCCGACAACGAGAUUGAAUCCGAGAUCCCUUGCACUCCUGUUCAACAAGGACUGCUGCUGAAGGAUCCGGAAGCGGCAAAGAGGGCUUCCAUCAUCCGUCUGGACCUCCCCACCGACAUCGUCAAGAGCUUCGACCAGCUCCACGAGGCAUGGCAUGCGCUCGCCUUGCAGCACCACAUGCUGCGGGCAACGAUUGCGGAAGACAAGACCGGUGACGGCUUCGUGCUGCGCAUCUUCAAGCAGCCGAGGAACAUUCAGGGCUCCUCCGAUGCCAACCUCCAACAUAUCCACUCCUUCGGUCUCCAAGGGCCCGCGAUGCCGGUCGUCGAAUGGGCCAGUGCCGGACCCUAUGUCUCUCUCUGCCUGCCGCAACUGGUCGCUGAUAGCACAUCACUGGGACACCUCUGGAGAGAUUUCUUAUGCUUCUUGUCUGGUGGGGUCCCAGCACCCAGGCUGCUCUUUCCACAUUAUCUAAGGCUUGUCAGGGGAAGAGCAAGCCAAAAGUCGGCCGAGUUCUGGGCCGACACUCUCCAGUCCCUUCCCGACCUGGUCCUCCACUCCUUCCCCCUGGAGCGAUCCGGCACCUUCCAGAACACUGCCGCGGCAAGCUCCGUUGCCAUCAGCGGGUCGUCGCUCCGAAGAUGUGCGAAACAACUGGGUGUUUCGGAACACGCCGUCGUGUAUGCUGCUCUGGGUUUGGUGCUGGAGCGACAUUGUAACCUGGGCAGCGAGGUUCACGAUAUUGCUUUUGUUGCCGAGGGGAGAGACAGAACUAUCGAGGGCCAUGGCUCUGUUAUUGGGUAUGCCGAUCAGGAAUAUCCAUUGAAGCUCCAUGUGAAGCCUGAGCUCACUGCAGCUGCAUUGAUCAAGGAGGCCGACCGUCUCAACACGUUGUCGGCAACACAUGCCUUCUUCGCCACUCCCGAACUCAUGGAUGCCGUUUCUGCAAGCAGUUUCAAGGUGUCUGUUGUUGUUGGAGAUGACGAAGUCUUGACGCCCUACUCUGGCAACAGCCACCACCUUGUGACCAUCGCGGUACAAAUUAGCCAUGCCGUAUCCAUUUCUGCACAACACGACGCAUCCAUCCCGCCAGAGAAGAUGACGGUGGUUCUUGACCAUCUCGUGAUGGCUCUGUCAGAAAUGGUCAGGCAUCCCAACUUCAGCCUUGGUGAGAUCGACAUCAUAUCUCCAGAAGAACUGGAUCUCAUGCUUGAGAUGGGCAAGCCCCUUACUCGGCCCGUAUACGACAACGUCCACAAGCUCUUCGAACGGCAGGUGCGCCUGACACCAAAUGCCCCAGCUCUCCAAUUCGAAGGCGACCGUCCUCUGUCCUAUGAUGAGCUGAAUCGCAUCAGCAAUCGGGUCGCCAGACAGCUGCCUGUGGGCAGGGGCUCCUUUGUUCCAGUUUGUCUGCAGAGAUCAGCAAGCCUCAUCAUUUCCCUCGUGGCCAUUCUCAAGACAGGAGCGGCCUAUGUGACCAUGGAUCCUGACACACCUCAGGACAGGAAUAACUUCAUUGUGGAAGAUGUCGGUGCCCAGGUUGUCAUUGUUGACAGAAACACAGCUGGCCGGUUCCCAGGUCGUGAGGUAAUAAUCGAUCAACUCAUCGCGGAGUCGGCCCAAGCUGACGAUACAAACCUGGACCGUGGUUGCGAACCUGACGACCCAGUUUACGUUAUCUACACAUCUGGGUCGACAGGGAAGCCAAAGGGCGUUCUUCAUAUUCAUUCUUCAGCAACUUCCGGCCUUGCAGCCUUCCCAACACUGCCUGAUCUUCGCCAACUCCUGUUCCACAACCCUGUCUUCUCGGCGGCCCAGCGUUCGGUAUGGUCUACUCUGAAGCAGGGCGGCUGCCUGUGUCUGGCUAGCAAGGACAACCUCACCGUCCACAUUGGGCGCACCAUCAACCAGAUGCAGAUCAAUGUGAUAGAUGUAACGCCUUCAACUGCCCUCCUCCUCACCCCCGGCACCGUCCCGUGUCUCAAGCGCAUGACAGUUGCUGGCGAACUGAUCAAUCCGGCACUGAUUCCAACUUGGGUUCACGAACUCGAGCUACUGAACGCUUAUGGUCUGAGUGAAAAUACCCAGGUGAACUGGAGGCGAGAGAUGGUCCUUGGCCAAAACCCUCAAAAUAUCGGCCGGCCAAGCGAUACCACCACCUCGUUCGUACUCGUCCCCGGCACAACACGCCUUAGCCCGCUCCUCGUCCCGGGAGAGCUCUGUCUAGGUGGCCACCAACUUGCACUUUACUAUAUCAACCGCCCAGAAAAGACGGCUGAGGCUUUCAUCGACAAUCCCUUUGGUCCCGGUCGUCUGUACCGGACAGGGGACAUGGUAGUCGCCCACGAGGACGGGUCGAUCGAGAUGGUCGGCAGAAUUGACUUUCAGGUGAAAAUCAACGGACAGCGUGUCGAGCCUGGGGAUUCCAACACAAUCUUACAGACCCACCCGGAUGUCACGAACUCCAGCGUGGUCGCCGCCGAGGUCGGCGGCCGCAAAGCACUCGUGGCUGCCAUUGUUGCGAAGAGGCCAGCUUUGGAAUGGCCGCGCUUGCGAACCGAACUCAAGGAGCUCCUGGCUCAGCAUAUUCCCAGUUACAUGAUGCCAACCUACUGGCUGUUGAGGCAGGAGCUCCCCCUCAACGUGAAUGGAAAGGUCGACAUCCCGCAGCUCACCAAGGACGUCCAGCGUCUUGAAAGGGCCACUCUUCUACGUUCCUCUACAGAUCAUCAUCUGGACCAUCACCAUGACUCGAACGGCGCCCCUCCAGAAGACGAAACCCUUAGCCACCUCCCACCCCAUACCCGCCGGCUUUGCGACAUUUUUGCCGAUAUUCUGAAGCUUCCUGCAUCACGCAUCGCCAACAGUAACAACACCUUCCAAGAACUUGGAGGCUCAUCUCUGGAUGCUAUCCAUGUUUCAACCAAGGCCUAUCAUGACGACAUCCAAAUCUCAGUCGGCGACAUACUUCGACUUCCUCUGCAUGCGCUGCUCAACCACGCGAAGCAAUCACACAACAACUCCCACUCGGACGUCCCGCGACUGUCACUGCUGCCACGAAACACCAGGAUAAGCAAGAUGGACGACGUAGAAGAUGCUUACCCGACUACCUCGUUACAGGAUACCUUCUUGGCCGACACACUGCAGGGCAAAUCAACCUAUGUUUAUCGCCGUUACUAUCGUCUGCAGGGCAUAUCGGUCCAGCAGGUCCGACUGACCUUGGAGGGUCUCAUUCCACGCCUGCCUUUGCUCAGGACAACGUUUGUACCGCACAAGACAUCCUUCCUCCAAGUCAUCAGAAAGAUGGCCGUCCCUUUAUCGUGGGAAGACCUUCCUCUCACAACGGCCCAUGAGUAUUCAGAGCUCCAGAAGAAAUCCAUGCAACUGGGUGGCAACUUUGUGCAGUUCGCCAGCCUGAAGGAUGACAUCUUGGCUGUCACCAUGCACCACGCCCUGUUUGAUCACUGGUCCAACAACUUUCUGAUCGACGACUUGUCAGCCGCGCUCAGUGGAAAGCAGCUUCCACAACGGCCAGGUUAUGCCAACUUUGUGCGUGAGGUCUUGAAGCUGCAGCAAGAGGAGCACCAACAGCUCGCGGCGUUUUGGCAGAAGAGGCUGGAUGGCGUUCCAUCAACAAUUCUCGGGCAGACGACCGGCCAGGCAGUCGCGGUAAACACAGUCAUCGCCCAUGAUGUUCAGGCCACUGCAGCAUCACACAAAGUGUCUGUUGGCUCCCUCAUCUACGCGGCAUGGGCUGUUGUGCUCUCCAUGCACUCGUCAAAGAACGACAUACUUUUUGGCGUCACGCUGUCAGGCCGUGACAUGCCCGUAGAGGGAAUUCUCGACAUACCUGGGCCUACGAUUGCGACAGUCCCCUUCCGUGUCCAGCUAGACUCCGAGACGUCUCUGAUCGAUCUCGCCAGGGCCAUACAAGACGACAUCUGGGACACCGCGCCAAAGGCUCAGUUCGGCUUGCGCAACAUCCUGAGAGAGGCAAAUCUAAGCUCCGAUCACUACGAUACCCUGGUUAAUGUGCUUAUCAAGGACAGCGAGGUCGCAGAGUCCUCGAGCCAAGACGGUCCCAUUGUGCGCUCUGAGCCCUACGAGCCAAACUUUGUCGGCGACACGACGAUGCUCGAAGCAGAGGCAACGACGGGCGGUCACCUGAGAUUGCGUCUUCUUUCCCAUUUGCCGGGCAACAAAGCCUCCUUCUUACUUGGCAAUGUUGCCGAGACGAUCAAGGCCUUUCUUGAACAGCCUCAAGUCCUUAUCGGUCAUAUCAUCGCCACCUCAACAGAAGAAGUCGAGUUCCUGGACUCUCUGUCUAGGGUCCGUCCCACAGAGCCUGGCCUAACCGCCUUGACUUUGGUCAAUCGAAUGAUCGCGCAGUAUCCUGAAAAGAUGGCUCUGCAGGGCUUGUCUUCCGACCUGAAGUACAAGACGGCGAUGUCCUACAGACAGUUCGACAACGCCGUGGUCAACUUGGCGCGGCAUCUUGUAGCCAAAGGCGUCAGGACCGGCGAUAUUAUUCCCAUAUGCAUGCGCAAGUCUAUCAACACUCUUGUUGCCGUUUUCGGUGUCCUCAAAGCCGGUGCUGCCUUCACCCCACUCGAUCCCAAGAACCCCCGAGACAGAAAUGAGUUCAUUGCGCGGGACGUUGGUGCUACCAUCGCCAUCACCGAUAGCGUGCACGCUGAGGUGUUUGACUCGUUUGCUGGCGACGUGAUCAACCUUGACACAGUGGACACAACCCGCCAUGUGAACAGGCCAUCUGAUCUGCCCGAGCCUUCUAUGAACGAUCUGGCCUAUGUCAUCUACACAAGCGGCUCGACUGGCCUGCCUAAGGGUGUGCAGGUGCACCACGGCGCCGUCGGGGCAUCGACUGAAGGCAUGAUUGAGGCUUGUGGUAUCGACAGCCGCUGGCAUGUUCUCUGGUUCCUCAACUAUGUUUUCGACGCAUCCUACUUCGAUGUCUUCACCGUCCUCGGUUCUGGCGGUAUCAUCUCCAUUACGGACCAGGACACAUUGAUGCAGGAUCUUGCAGCUUGUGUCAAUGCUGUUGGGGCUGAGCAGUUGAUGAUCACGCCCACCAUCUCCAAGCUUAUCUCCCCUGAACGGGUGCCAACUCUGACGACAUUGCUUGUUUGUGGUGAGCCCAUCACACCCGAGAUUGCGAGUGUCUGGGCGACUCGGAUGGAUGUGUACAAUGGCUAUGGCCCAACCGAAGCUACGAUACUCAUGACUGUUUCCAAAGUUUUGCCCAACGGCAAUCUGAAGAGCAUCGGUCGCCCGUUGAAAGCUGUGCACGCGUCUAUCCUGCACCCAGAGUUGCUAGUUCCCGUCCCGCAUGGGACUGUUGGUGAACUUUGCGUCAGCGGAGACCAGGUUGCAAUUGGGUAUCUGAACCGCCCCGACAUCACGGCCAAGUCCUUUUUGACUGCAGAGGAUGGUUCGGUUCUCUACCGCACCGGCGACUACGCUCGCUGGCUACCGAAUGGGGAGAUUGAGUGCUUGGGCCGGAGAGACAACCAAGUCAAGCUGAACGGCUUUCGCAUCGAGCUCGGCGAGAUCGAAAACACCAUCUUGAGCCAGGCUGCCGAUGUGGUGCAGCUGUGUGUUGUUGGAGUGGCGGAAGUUCAGCGCAAGAAGCAGAUCGUGGUGUACUUUGUGCCCGUUGAGAAGCCAGACAAGGAAGCCGAGAGCAGUGGCAUCUAUUCGACUGCCGUCGUCGAUCCCGCCGUGAUCCUUGAUCGACUCCAGUCUCUGGCUCACUACAUGAUGCCCAAGGUCUUGCUCCCCUUCAAGGGUUUCCCUCUCCUCCCGUCAGGCAAGAUCAACAGAAAGCUGCUUGCUCAGCUUGCUGAAGGUUUGGACCCCAAGGCACUAGCCGGUUACUCGACGACAAUGCCCACGACGAAUGGGCAACUCAUUGACGACUCAGAGUUGACCGAACAAGAGAAGACGCUCCGUGAUGCUUGGGCGGAGUUAUUCGACGUCGAACCAGAGAGUAUCAGCCUGAGUGCACUCUUUUACAACUACGGUGGUGAUUCCAUCGCUGCUAUCAAUCUCGCCAGCAUGCUCCGUCAGCAAGGCUUCUCUCUGUCCGUCAACGAUGUUGUCACCUAUCCUUCUCUUCAGGAGCAAGCUCAGCGCGUUAAGCCAAUCAUGGCGGACUUGGCACUCGAUCAGGGGGUGGAGCUUGAGGUGAAGCAAGUGGUUCGAGACAGGCUGCGAGCUUCUGGCCUGUCGGAUGAUGAUGUGGAAGACAUCUACCACUGCGGCCCGGGUCAGGUGGAGUUCCUGACACAGGGUCACAGCGAAGAGCAGUUUUGGAUGUUGAUGACAGUGCGGCGUCUUCCAGUUGGUUUCAACCUUGAGCGGUGGAUCAACCUGACAGAAAAGCUCACGCAAGCUAACCAGAUUUUGCGCGCCAUGUACAUGAAGCAAGACGAAUCAGACCCUCUCAGUUGGGUGCAGAUUAUCUUGAGGAAGCCCAUCUUGGACUUGGAAGUGGUUGACUGUCCUACCCCUGAUGGCGAGGAGAAGGAGAGACUCGUUCGCAGACACUGGGACCAACGAUUCUCCGUCGGCCGCCCGUUUGUGCGCUACCUUGUACUCCGAUACCCUGACGGCACGAUGGACCUAGUCACCAAACUCGACCACGCCAUGUAUGACGGGACUUUGCUCCGCAUCUUCGACGACCAAUUCGCCGCCUUACGCGAUGGUCAUCCCAUGCCCGUCUCGCCUACUUCGUUCAAGACAUUUGUGGAGUAUACCAACCUGCCGAGCCUUCGGGAGCCAAUGCUCAACUUUUGGAAGUCGACCCUGUCCGGCAAUAGGUUCUCCUUCCCCGCGCACAUUUCCGACCCCAAGGUUAGUGGUGUCGUUGUCGCCAAGACCGGUCUCCCUGUCAAUGCCUACGCGCAGUCUGCCGGCGUGACGGCCAGCAUUGUCUUCCAGGCUGCUUACACUCUCCUCCUUGCUCGCCUCUCCAAGUCCUCCUCCCCAGAUGUGACGUACGACUAUCUCUUGACCGGUCGAAACGUUGACCUUGACGACCCCCAGCUUAUCCCGGGGACAUGCGCCAACUUUUUGCCCUUCCGCGCGCAGAUGGACAACUCAACAGGCGUGCAAACACUGCUGAAGGAGACGCAAUCUGGGUUCUGGGCCAUGACGGAGAACGGGUCUGUUUCACUGGGGGACAUCUACAAGCAUGCCGAGGCGGAGCGAGCCAAGACGCUGUUUUUGUUCCAGCCGUUUGAACCCGCGCCGGGAGAGCAGGAUCACAUGAGGUGGAUCGUCAUGGCUAUGAGCAAGGUGACGAUGUAUGUGAAUUAUGCGAUCAUGUUUGAGGUUUUUAGGGAUGGGAAUGGGGGGCAUAGGCUCAAGAUGGGGUAUGAUGGACGGUUGUUUGGGAAGGAAGAGGCGGAGCGGGUGCUGGAGGCGUAUUUGGGGAUUGUGGGGGAUAUCAUUGAGGGGGGCAAGGGGGUGGUGGGGGAGUUUCUUGGUUAAGGAUUAGGAUGUUUUGCUGGUUGUAAGUUGGAUUUGUAUAUCGUAGGUUUGGUUGGUCCUUGGAUAUUGAUUUCGGUUUUCUGCUUUUACCUGUUGCAAUGAAUAGUGCAUUCUUUUACGACGAUCUUUUCUUGUUUGGCUGGUGGUGUGUGAAGUGUUGGCAGUCCGUCUUCAAUGCAGACAUAUUUGAUCUGCGAUUGUGUCCUAGUUGUCGAGUGUGAAAUCGCAGGAGAGCCCCGAUGAUCCUACCUCUAAUGCGGAAGGCCAACUGACCGCUGAUUGUUGAGCAAUGCUGCG
Podospora bellae-mahoneyi is the source of this 8214-nucleotide messenger RNA. Its product is annotated as NRPS protein. Lineage: Eukaryota; Fungi; Ascomycota; Sordariomycetes; Sordariales; Podosporaceae. The transcript is spliced from 2 exons. The record is from RefSeq and is a predicted model, not a curated record. Gene Ontology annotation, cellular component: cytoplasm. Bases 154 to 7917 code for a protein of 2587 amino acids. Gene Ontology annotation, molecular function: catalytic activity; phosphopantetheine binding. Gene Ontology annotation, biological process: amino acid activation for nonribosomal peptide biosynthetic process; secondary metabolite biosynthetic process.